AUGGCAAACCGCCGUAUCUUCGUCAUUGGUGCCACUGGUGCCCAAGGUCUUCCCGUCUGUCGAGGUCUUGCCAAGGAUGGAGGCUACAGUCUGCGCGUAUUGACGCGUGACUCCAGCUCUGCGAGGGCAAAAGAACUCUCGAAACUCGGAGAUGUUAAGUUUAUUGAGGGGACUUUCGCCAACGAAGAUGACCUACGCAAGGGAUUCGCCGGAUGCUGGGGUGCUUUCAUCAACAUCGAUGGUUUCAACUGCGGCGAGAAGGCAGAGACCUACUGGACGAUCCGCUGCUACGAGCUGGCGGUGGAGCUCGGGAUCAAGUUCUUCGUCUUUGGAAAUCUCGACUACGGUUAUAAGAAGAGUGGCUAUAACCCAAAGUUUCGGUGUGGACACUACGACGGCAAGGGUCGUCUGGCCGAGUGGAUGCUACAGCAGAGAAAGAGCAACGACAUGGGUGUCGCCAUCUUCACUACCGGCCCUUACAUUGAGAUGACAAUCUCUUCCAAGACGAUCAUGACGCCACGGGUCGAGAACGGGAUUGUCACAUGGAGAGUACCUCUUGGUGCAGGCGCAGUUCCCCACGUUGCCCUCGAUGAUUGCGAAUAUUAUGCCCGUUGGCUCUUCGACCACCCCGAAAGAUCUGAUGGGAUGGAUCUGGAGGUGUCCAUUGACCAUAUUCACUACGAGGACCUAGCAAAAGCGUUUGAAAAGGUCACGGGAAAGCCCGCUCAGUACGUUGACACUCCCAUGGACGUCUAUUUCGACAACUUCCCAAUCUCCAGCCAACCUGCGGGUUACAACGCUGAUCCCACGGACCCGGCGACUAUGUCAGUUAGAGAAAACUUCUCGGGCUUCUGGACAAUGUGGACAAACUCUGGGGGCAACAAGGGCGUCAUUCAACGUGACUACGCGCUCUUGGACGAGAUUCACCCAGAGAGAAUCAAGACGGCGGAGGAGUUCUUCCGCAGGGAGAGUGAGAAACGUCGCCUCGCUGGUCUUGGGGAGCUUUUUGAAGUCAUUGAGGCAAACAACCUUGCAUCCAUUCUGAAGCUUGGCGAGGAUAACCGCAAGGGGAAGUUGUAG
Messenger RNA from Colletotrichum paranaense, 1080 nucleotides. RefSeq names its product NmrA-like family protein. Lineage: Eukaryota; Fungi; Ascomycota; Sordariomycetes; Glomerellales; Glomerellaceae. Gene Ontology annotation, cellular component: nucleus. The record is from RefSeq and is a predicted model, not a curated record. Bases 1 to 1080 code for a protein of 359 amino acids. The transcript has a single exon.